Chionomys nivalis (European snow vole) is the source of this 1524-nucleotide messenger RNA. RefSeq names its product butyrophilin like 2 (gene Btnl2). The transcript is spliced from 8 exons. The coding region runs from base 1 to 1524 and encodes 507 amino acids. Gene Ontology annotation, molecular function: signaling receptor binding. The record is from RefSeq and is a predicted model, not a curated record. Gene Ontology annotation, biological process: regulation of cytokine production; T cell receptor signaling pathway. Gene Ontology annotation, cellular component: external side of plasma membrane. Lineage: Eukaryota; Metazoa; Chordata; Mammalia; Rodentia; Cricetidae.
AUGGUGAAUUACCCAGGCUACAGUCUGCCCGGCGGCGUGGCUGCCUCCUUGCUCUUCCUUCUGCUGACUGUGAAGCACCCAGAUGACUUCAGAGUAGUGGGGCCUGCCCUUCCCAUCCUGGCCAAAGUCGGGGAAGAUGCCCUGCUAACAUGCCAGCUCCUCCCGAAGAGGACAGCGGCGCACAUGGAGGUGCGAUGGUACCGCUCCGACCCCGACACGCCUGUGAUUGUGCACCGGGACGGAGCCGAGGUGGCCGGGCUACAGAUGGAGGAAUACAGAGGCAGGGUGGAGUGGACAGAGGACAGCACUCACGAGGGAAGUGUGGCCCUGAAGAUCCACCAGAUCCAGCCAGGUGACGAUGGGCAAUACUGGUGCCGCCUCCAGGAAGGGGACAACUGGAAGGAAGCAAGCGUGCUGCUCCGAGUGGCGGCCCUAGGAUCUUCUCCAAACAUCCACGUGGAGGGGCCUGGAGAGGGAGGGAUACAGCUCGUAUGCACGUCCCAGGGCUGGUUCCCUGAGCCUGAGGUCUAUUGGGAGGCCACGUGGGGAGAAGAGUUGUUGAGUUUCUCUCAGAAUCACGUGCUGGGUGAAGAUGGGCUGUUCUAUGUGGAAGACACACUAGUGGUCAGGAACGAUACUUCAGAGACCUAUUCCUGCUUCAUCUACAACCAUGGCCUCAAAGAGGCCAAGGAGGCCACCAUUGCCCUGCCAGAGAAACUCCAGACAGAGCUGGCUUCCUCAAGGGUGAUUGGACCUUCCCAGCCCAUCCUUGUCCGAGUCGGAGAGAACAUAGAAAUAACGUGUCACCUGACACCUGAAGCUGACGCUCAGAGCAUGGAGGUGAGGUGGGUCCGGUCCCACUAUUACCCCGCAGUCCACGUGCAUGUGGGCGGGGCCCACUCGGCGGGAGAGCAGAUGGCGGAAUACAGAGGGAGGACUCUGGUGAUGAGAGAUGCCGUCCACGAGGGAAAGCUGACCCUGCGGAUACGCGAUGCUGGAACUUCAGAUGAUGGGAGGUACCGGUGCCUUUUUGGAAAAGACGGUGUCUACCAGGAGGCCCGUGUGGAUGUGCAGGUGAUGGCGGUGGGCUCCACCCCGCGGAUCACCCAGGAGGUCCUGAAGGAUGGAGGCUUGCAGCUGAGAUGUACAUCUGAUGGGUGGUUCCCACGGCCCCAGGUGCACUGGAGGGACAGAGGCGGAAGGGCUGUACCAUCGUUUUCCGAGGCCUUUCAUCAAGGGAGCCAGGGGCUGUUCCAGGUGGAGACGCUUCUGCUGGUCACAAACGGCUCAGUGGUGAACAUGACCUGCUCCAUCAGCCUCCCUUGGGGCGAGGAGAAGGCUGCAUGGUUUUCCCUCUCCGACUCCAGGAUAGCUCUGUUAUGGAUGGCCCUGCCCGUUCUGCUGCUGCCUCUUGCCAUGGCUAUGGACCUGCUGAAGGUGAAGCACCCUCGGAAAGACCAGAAACACCACAGCAAUCAGCAACAUCUCAGGAAUGAUGGAAGCCACACAAGGACUUCCCUCUGA